CAAGAAGUAGUAGAAGAAGAAGAAGCCGAAGAAGCAGCUGGCGAGACGUUGCUGUCCAGCAGCGGUAACGUGGCUUUAUUUAACGGGGAUCAAACUUUCAGGACAGUUAUGCAGGAGAGUGGACCAGCACUUCAGUCACAAUCAGCGUCCUGCUAGCUUGAGAAACGGCUACAGAGAGAAGAUGGACUGAUCUUCAAAACCUUUAUCUAUCUUCUGACCCUUCUUUGUUUGCACCUGUCGGAUCCUUUUGGAUCCUCAGGCAGCAAACAUCAUGGCAGCGAAAGGUCAGCCCGCCCGACACCCGCUAUGGCGCCUCCUUUCACCAUUUGGCGGCCAGCAGGAGCGAGUGGUGCUGGCUCGCAGCGAGAGCCUACCCGGAGAACAUGUGCUGAAAAUCACUGUCACAGAGACCACUGUGAUUGAGGCGGAUUCGGGCGUGUGGAACUUUCGCUCCUUGACCUACCUGGGGCUUUGGUAUUUCCUCAGCUUCUGCACGCUGUUUCUUAACAAGUACAUCUUGUCACUGCUGGAGGGAGAGCCAAGCAUGCUGGGUGCUGUUCAGAUGCUCUCCACCACCAUCAUUGGCUGCCUGAAGAUGUUUGUGCCCUGCUGCCUGUACCAACACAAGGCCCGGAGUGAAUAUCCCCCCAACUUUGCCCUGAUCAUGUUGUUUGUUGGGCUCAUGAGGUUCACCACUGUUGUUCUGGGCCUGGUCAGCUUGAAGAAUGUUGCCGUGUCGUUUUCCGAGACGGUGAAGAGCUCAGCGCCCAUCUUCACCGUAAUCAUGUCCCGACUGAUCCUGGGAGAAUACACAGGACUGUGGGUUAACCUCUCGCUGUUCCCUGUCAUGGUCGGGCUGGCUCUCUGCACUGCCACCGAGAUAACAUUCAACCUGCUUGGCUUCUCCGCGGCGCUUUCCACCAACAUCAUGGACUGUUUACAGAACGUCUUUUCCAAAAAACUGCUAAGUGGAGACACCUACAAAUUCAGCCCUCCAGAGCUGCAGUUUUACACCAGUGCGGCGGCGGUCAUCAUGCUCAUCCCAGCGUGGCUCUUCCUGUUGGAUGUUCCGGUGGUCGGGAAGAGCGGUCAGACCUUCGUCUUCAGUCAGGACAUCGUCCUCUUGCUGCUCUUCGAUGGCGGCUUGUUCCACUUGCAGAGUGUCACCGCCUACGCGCUCAUGGGCCGCAUAUCUCCCGUCACAUUCAGUGUUGCCAGUACCGUGAAGCAUGCGCUGUCCGUGUGGCUGAGCGUCAUCGUGUUCAGUAACCACGUGACGCUCAUCAGCGCCGUCGGCACCGUGCUGGUCUUCCUGGGAGUUUUCCUGUACAACAAGGCCCGGCAGCUGCAGAGGCAGACCCUGCAGGCCACGGCUGCCGAAGAGGACCACAAACCACAGCUUCACUGCAACCAGGACUUCCAGGCCUCGCAGUCGUAGCGUAGAAGAUAAAAACGACGUCUACAAUGGAAGAGGAACGUGUCUUAAUGGAUAACCCGAGACUGUCCAAACCCAAUGAUCAGGAUCUUUAUCUUCCAAUGAACACACCUCAAACACUUGAAAAGGACCCAGCAGACAAUUUUCUCUCCCAGACCCUUCAAUUUGACCAUUUAUGAGACUGGUUUCCAUUUUUAAGCCCCAGUAUGAACUUUCCUUUGUAAUUGGUGAAAGGUCAGUUUUGGAUUAGUGUCAGUAUGGAAUUGAACAUACAUUAACCCAUCUACUGGAUCUCAGUAUGUCACUAUCCAAUGGCUGCUUUUCUGUAAUUCCUUUACAUAAAAGUGGUUGAAACAGGAAGUUCAGGGUUUCUUCACUUUAGAGGCGAUCACAUCUAUUGGACUUUCCCCUUUGCCUGUGGUUUACAAACUGGGGAAUGUAUGUCAUGGUAAAUGGCCUUGAAUCACGUAAGCUCUAAUAUUUCUACUUCCCGUUUGGUUUCUCUCAUUCACACGGUGUGUCUGGAGAAUGAGUCAGAUGACGGCUGUGACAGGGAGUGAAGCAAGUGUUGCUGUGUUGAACGGAAGACGUUUUUGAAGCUUUCAGUCAGUGCGACCCUGACGUCUGAACCAUCUACAAAACAAGUUACUUCAUUUUUUUUGGCCACUGCAUUGUGGGAACACUCAUCCUCUUCCAUCGACAUUGAUAUAUUGAGUUUUUUAACUGCCUUCUGUUACCGCUGUUUAUUUGCUUCCUUGAAAUUUUUUUUCCAAAUUUCGUAUAGUUGCAUGAAAUACUGACUUGGAUGUGACAUAACAGAAUGUCAUUUAAGACAAAUCAGUUCAAAUUGAAUGUCUUAGCAGUUUCAUAUUCAACUGAAGGAGAGAUGGAGGGAGGCCAAAGCAUGUUAUAAACCGGAGAAAACGUCAAGUAAUCCAGCAGUAUCUCUUAAUUUAGAUCCAAAGACGGGAUGGACGGUUUCCUAAACUGGUUUACUGCAUUUUUGCAGACCUGACUGCCAUUAAUCCAACAUGUGUGUAUGUUCCAUACCGAGCAAACUGUGUGCCAGUCGCUCCUCGUAUGACUUACGGUUUUUAAUCUGAGCUCAUCUAGAAUCUUUUCCACAGAAUUCAAGCUAUUUUUUGAGACUCAGGCAUUCUGUGGUUGUGUAAAAUGCUGCGUUGUGGUAUCUUGUAUGUUGUGCAUAUGAGCUAACUUCCCCUGGACCAUGCCAGCUCAUCUCAUGUGGUCGUUUCAUGUGGUUGCAUCUGCGCAGUCGGAUUACUUCACGUCUGAGUCCAUCAGACUUUUUAGAUUUUAAAGACAUGGUAAACUUUCCUUGUUCCAUUUGAUUAGGAUCUCAACUUUGUGCCAAAAUAUUUUGCUUCAUCUUGUAGUGGAAUAGAGACUUUUGAGAUCGUUUUGUUUCAAUUGUUGUUUUCCCAAAGUAAGUUCUUCUUGAAUGGUGACUACCUCUAACUAGAAAAUAAUGAGUAACGUCUUAAAGUAACUUCUUAAACCUCACAGCGUUGAUUUAACCACUGAUAUAGGUGUUAACCUGUUCCUUGAACAGUCCCGUCACCCAUGUGGGCCUAUCACACGAGCUUCUGCAAGGAAGACUCGUCUGACGUUUAAUUCUGUCUCUUCUCUGCCACAUAAAAAGGACUGAAAUGGGAAGUUUCGGCUUUUUUGUAUAUAUUUGCCAAUGUCGGUGAAAACGACCAUGUAAAUGUUGAAUGAACCCGAUACACAGAUGUAAGAUAUUUGGUGGAUCUUGUACAGUUGUUUUGAUGGCUGAAUAAAAUAUUUUCU
Molecule: messenger RNA, 3247 nt
Organism: Lampris incognitus (smalleye Pacific opah)
Lineage: Eukaryota; Metazoa; Chordata; Actinopteri; Lampriformes; Lampridae
Product: solute carrier family 35 member E2A-like
Exons: 9
Coding region: 272-1438 (388 amino acids)
Cellular component (GO): Golgi apparatus
Molecular function (GO): antiporter activity
Source: RefSeq, a predicted model, not a curated record